Molecule: messenger RNA, 450 nt
Organism: Echinostoma caproni
Lineage: Eukaryota; Metazoa; Platyhelminthes; Trematoda; Plagiorchiida; Echinostomatidae
Source: the annotation of a GenBank genome assembly
AUGACAACCGAAUUUAUCCACGGAUUUGGUUAUCCUAUUUACGCUACUGGGUGUGUCGGGCGUCAUGCUGUCGCAGUGGCUGGAGGUGGCGGUGCCGCUAAAACCGGUGUUCCUAAUCGGAUAGACAUAGUUGAUAUCAGAAACGACCCUAAGAUGCCAGUGCCCAUGGCCGAAAUCUGUGGUGGCUUGGACACUGGUACGGAGGCCGUAAUGAGCCUAGCCGUAUCUGAUGUUGCUGGGUCCGGCUCGCUUUUCACCAGCCUGGAAGGACGCAUGUGCGUCGAAUAUUCUGCCGCACCGAAAUCGAUUCCAGUAGAUAGCCCUAACUGGACAACAUCAUCGGGCAAUCCUGAUCGCUCUGGAUUGCAUUCUGAUGCCGGUCCGCAGAAUGACGUUCGUUCGGGGCGCUCGGUGCGAAAACGGAAAGCCCUCCCUUUGCCCGAUCCGUAA